Molecule: messenger RNA, 1167 nt
Organism: Felis catus (domestic cat)
Lineage: Eukaryota; Metazoa; Chordata; Mammalia; Carnivora; Felidae
Gene: EIF6
Product: eukaryotic translation initiation factor 6
Exons: 7
Coding region: 168-905 (245 amino acids)
Biological process (GO): maturation of 5.8S rRNA; cytosolic ribosome assembly; maturation of LSU-rRNA
Cellular component (GO): cytosol; preribosome, large subunit precursor; nucleolus
Molecular function (GO): ribosomal large subunit binding
Source: RefSeq, a predicted model, not a curated record
AACCAUAGACUCCUCCCAGAGGGUGGAGCUACGGUGGCGGCCUGCGUAAGCGGGGGCACUCAGCUCUCCCGGAAGUCUCCCUGGGCUGAGGCGGAAACGGAAACCUACCUAGGGCCGAGUGGAAGCUUGAAGCGUGCGGGGGCUGCUGUCGUUUGCCCUUAGGCCUCAUGGCGGUCCGAGCGUCUUUCGAGAACAACUGUGAGAUCGGCUGCUUUGCCAAACUCACCAACACCUACUGCCUGGUGGCCAUCGGAGGGUCGGAGAACUUCUACAGUGUGUUCGAGGGCGAGCUCGCCGAUACCAUCCCCGUGGUGCACGCGUCCAUCGCUGGCUGCCGCAUCAUCGGGCGCAUGUGUGUGGGGAACAGACAUGGUCUCCUAGUGCCCAACAACACCACUGACCAGGAGCUACAGCACAUUCGCAACUGCCUCCCAGACUCAGUGCAGAUCCGGCGGGUGGAGGAGCGGCUCUCAGCCCUGGGCAAUGUCACCACUUGCAACGACUACGUGGCCUUGGUCCACCCAGACCUGGACAGGGAAACAGAAGAAAUCUUGGCUGAUGUGCUCAAGGUGGAAGUCUUCAGACAGACAGUAGCUGACCAGGUGCUAGUAGGAAGCUACUGUGUCUUCAGCAAUCAGGGAGGACUGGUACAUCCCAAGACUUCAAUUGAAGACCAAGAUGAGCUGUCUUCUCUUCUUCAGGUCCCCCUUGUGGCAGGCACUGUGAACCGAGGCAGCGAGGUAAUUGCCGCUGGGAUGGUGGUGAAUGACUGGUGUGCCUUCUGUGGCCUGGACACAACCAGCACAGAGCUGUCAGUGGUGGAGAGUGUCUUCAAGCUGAACGAAGCCCAGCCUAGCACCAUUGCGACCAGCAUGCGGGAUUCCCUCAUUGACAGCCUCACCUGAGUUACCUUCCAUUGCUGUUCUGCGGGUUCCUGCCUCUGGACUUUGGCUCCCUCUGCCCCACCCAGCCAGGCAGCCAGUUGGCAGAGAACUGACUGGGAGUGAGUGGCUGAAUGCCCAGCUCUUCACCUGUGCCCAUCUCCUGAAUCUACAGUUACUUCAAACAUCUGCCAUGUUGUGCUGUCUGUCAGGCCUUAACGGCUCCUGACUGACCACUCUCUUUCCUGUACCACCCCCAUUAAAAGGCAGCCUGGCUAUUCUUGAA